Molecule: messenger RNA, 482 nt
Organism: Suillus subaureus
Lineage: Eukaryota; Fungi; Basidiomycota; Agaricomycetes; Boletales; Suillaceae
Exons: 3
Coding region: 212-394 (60 amino acids)
Source: RefSeq, a predicted model, not a curated record
GACCUCUCGUCCUCGUUUAUUAUCGCAUAAUUCUCCCAGGGAAUAUGAUUUAGGUCAAGCUCGGACUCACAUCGGUCGGCUAUAUAAAUAUCGCCACUGGAAAUGCAGCUGAGUACCGCCUCACAAUUCCCUCGGAAUGCUUACUACAAUGAAAUGAAAUAGUAGUAGGUGUCUUGUUACCCUUCUGAAGUGCUUCGGCUUCGGCUGUCAAAUGUUGACAAGAACAAGGUAUAAGUUCCAACCUGCGCCCUCCCGCGCCAGGCCUGACCGCAACCGCACGAAGCCUCCACGCCUUGAAACUUCACCGGCAUCUCCCACGCCAGUGCAAAUGCUGGAGUGCUUAUUUAGCCUUAUUCUACUUGGUAUAAACCACAUCAGAUGGAAGGUUGUUUAAGAAGAAUGCAAGUGAAGUCGAUCACAAUAAACACAGACAUAAGAAAAUUUUAUUUCCAACUAAAUCAAGGAGACAUGUCUCUAUGUCC